GACUAGACCUCGUCUUAUACCCCUUUCUCUUCAAUCUCUAUUUAUACAACCCUCUUGUACCCUAAAAUCUCCAAGUUUUCUAGAUCUCUCUCUCUAUUCAUCAUCUAUACGCGUUUUUCAUUUGCAAUUCUAGUUUAGUUAUUAAAGCUAAUCAAGUUCUUCAUGGAGCACUUGUUGGGUUUGCUUAGGAUUCAUGUUCACAAAGGCGUAAAUCUCGCUGUUCGAGAUGUCUGUAGCAGUGAUCCUUAUGUCGUUAUUCGAAUGGGUAAACAGAAAUUGAAAACUCGAGUGGUGAAGAACAACAUCAAUCCUGUUUGGGAUGAAGCUUUGACUCUCUCUGUAUCGGAGCCUCUCCCUGUCAAACUUGAAGUUUACGAUAGGGAUACGUUUAGCCUCGAUGACAAAAUGGGGGAUGCUGUAUUUGACAUCCAGCCGUUCUUAGAAGCAAUCAAGAUGCGGUUGAAUAAUCUUCCAAACGGAACAAUCAUCACAACUGUUAAACCGACAAGGACCAACUGUUUGUCUGAAGAAAGCCAUAUAAUAUGGACAGAUGGAAAAGCUAUUCAAAAGAUGGUUCUUAGACUGCAGAACGUUGAAUGUGGGGAGAUUGAGAUUCAACUGUCGUGGAUCGAUAUUCCAGGCUCGAGAGGUCUGAAGUAGAUUAUUAUAAUGUGUUUUAUGGUUCUUGUUGCAUGUUUGUAUUGUAAAUUUAUGAAACCAAUUAGCUUGUGUUAGUUCCUCUAUUUUUAUCAAAUAUGUAAGUUUUUUAAACUAUGGAUAAUAUAUUGAGAGAUAUAAAGAUCAUUUUUACUC
This is a messenger RNA of Lactuca virosa, 813 nucleotides long. NCBI's taxonomy places the organism in Eukaryota, Viridiplantae, Streptophyta, Magnoliopsida, Asterales, Asteraceae. The record is from the annotation of a GenBank genome assembly.